Messenger RNA from Colossoma macropomum (tambaqui), 654 nucleotides. Its product is annotated as transmembrane protein 17A. Gene Ontology annotation, biological process: non-motile cilium assembly. Gene Ontology annotation, cellular component: ciliary transition zone. The transcript is spliced from 4 exons. The record is from RefSeq and is a predicted model, not a curated record. NCBI's taxonomy places the organism in Eukaryota, Metazoa, Chordata, Actinopteri, Characiformes, Serrasalmidae. Bases 1 to 654 code for a protein of 217 amino acids.
AUGCCUGUGUUUUACACCCCCAUACCCCAGAACUUGAGAGUGGGUCUCACCCAUGCUAGCAGCUCUGUGUUCAUCAACAACAGAACGAGGGACAGUGGUGACCUGAGGGAGCACAGUGUGGAGGAUGAAGUUUGCAGUGAAGUGUCGUCACAUCUCCCUCUGCAGAUGCUGCUCUACUUUAACAUGUUCUUCUUCCCUUUCUGGUGGAUCUCUGAGGUCGUCAUGCUGGACCUAAAGUUCUGUAUGCUGCCAGGAUACUACCAGUGUCUGAUGGUGACGGGAAUGGUGCUAAUUAGCUUAUUUGAGGUCCUUCGUGUCUAUCUGGGUUAUGUUGGAAACCUGAAAGAAAAGGUGCCGGAGCUGGCUGGUUUCUGGCUGAUCUCCUUCCUCUUCCAGCUGCCCAUUCUGCUCUUCUUUCUCAGUGAUGAAGGGCUGAUGAUUCUGCCUCUGGAGCGGGCGGUGCACUCUCUGUAUCUGGCCUUUCUGCUGGGCGAAGUGUGCGCCUCCUUUGUGGCACUGCGGGUCAUGACCCGAAAACUGGCCCUGCAGUUUCAUCUCAGACAGUUUGGCCUCCACGCUACAGACACACUGUCUGUGUUCGGCGCCAGGAGUGUGUUACCCCUGCUACCUGUCAGAGACAUCCAGCCACAGUGA